Molecule: messenger RNA, 3428 nt
Organism: Populus nigra (black poplar)
Lineage: Eukaryota; Viridiplantae; Streptophyta; Magnoliopsida; Malpighiales; Salicaceae
Exons: 21
Coding region: 366-3224 (952 amino acids)
Source: RefSeq, a predicted model, not a curated record
AAACCUGCGCAGCCAGUGGCUGGUCCCUCCCUGUGUUAGCGCUCCUCUAACCUCCUUUCUCUAGAUGGUCACUCAUCGCCUCGUAAACAAAUCGGCUCCUUUUUCGCUUUCCCUUCUCUCCCUCUCCUUUGGAUAAUCAACGAAAUUCAAAAUAAAUAAAACCCUCAAUAAAACCCUAGCACUACCAAUCCCAAAUUCUCGCUCAAUUUAAUUUCUCACGUCUCUCCAAAUUACCAUUUUCAGUUCCAAUUCAUCUCUCCCUCUCUCCCUCCUUCCUAAACCCUAUAAUCACAAAAUCCAAUUCCAGAUUUCAUGCUCUAUCUUGUUCUUCCAAUUCUUCGAUUAGAUUUCCUCGAUUGGCAGGCAUGAAGAGAGAGCUAGGUUUUGUGAGUUCACUAGGUCGGCCGACUCAGUCGAGUUCCUCCUGUGCACAACUUUCUGACGAUGAUCGCAGCAAGAGGUUCAAAGUUACUAAGGUAAAUGGUUUCAUUGUUUAUACUCGAGUGAGGAAGACUAAAAAUAACAAUGUAUUAAUUGCGGCCGAGGAUGAUGAGAGGCAUAUUAAGAGAAUUAAGAGCUUAGAUGAUUCUAAAAUUGAUGUCGCCAAUACAAUAAAUGCUUCGAUUAGUGAUGAUGGUUUUAAGUGUCUUGAAGUUAAUAAUAAGACUGCAAUUGGAGAGCGAAAUAAUUGCAAUAACGUAGAAAAGGGGGUUUGUAAAGAUGAGAGUAAGGGAUCUCUGGCGGUCAAAGGGGGAAAAGAGAUGAACCUUGCUGUUUUUGUUGAGAAUGGUGAGGUUAAGAGUAAUGAUAGGCCAAAGAGGGUUAGGAAGUCAAAAUUGAAGAUUAAGUUGCAACCAGUUGAGGUUACUGUUAAAGGACCAGAAGUUAUAGAAGGUGAAGCCCUCUCUAGAGUGGAUGUGGAGAUGAUAGCUGAAGGGAGUGCUUUGACGCCUCCAAAGAAGAAUUUAGAGUUGAAAAUGUCUAAAAAGAUUGCGUUGGAAAAUGUACCAAUGACAGUUAAAGAGCUGUUUGAGACUGGUUUGCUUGAGGGGGUACCUGUUGUCUACAUGGGUGGCAAGAAGUUUCAGGCGUUUGGUCUUCGGGGUACAAUCAAAGAUGCUGGCAUUCUGUGCUCUUGUGCUUUCUGCAAUGGACAUAGAGUUAUUCCCCCAUCCCAAUUUGAGAUUCAUGCUAUCAAACAAUAUAGACGUGCGGCCCAAUACAUAUGUUUUGAGAAUGGGAAGAGCCUGCUUGAUGUAUUGAAUGCAUGCAGGACUGCUCCUCUGGAUUCGUUGGAAACAACAAUUCAAAGUGCCAUUAGUGGUUUGCCAGUGGAAAGAACUUUCACCUGUAAAAGAUGCAAAGGUACCUUUCCUUCUAUUUGUGUUGGAAAAAUUGGGCCUUUAUGCAACUUAUGUGCAGAGUCAAAGGAUUCUCAUCCCACCCUAACUUUUGGAUCUAGUAUAAUAUCUAGCUCAUCAGAACAAGUUUUGGCCUUGGAGUACUUCAAACCGGCUUCAUUGUCUACCUCCUCACAAGAUAAUACUCCACGGAAGAAAAAAAGAAAGUCAUCAAAAACAGAUUUGAACAAAAGUGCUCCAGCGCGUGUGUCCUCGAGAAUUCAAUCCAAGAUUACACCAAAACCAGAAGAACAAGAUUCCAUCACAAAACCUUCCAAAAGUGCUUCAGUAUAUCUCUCUUCACGAAAAAGGAAGUAUAAGAAGAUUUCACCUAGGAUAUCAAAGUCAGUUUUAAUGUCCAAGUGCUUCAAAAAUACAUCAGUUGGCAUCUCUUCACAAAAUCAGUGGAAAAUAACAACAAAAGACCAGCGGUUGCAUAGAUUGGUUUUUGAAGAAGGUGGAUUGCCUGAUGGAACUGAACUAGCAUAUUAUGCUCGUGGCCAGAAAUUGCUUGGCGGGUAUAAAAGGGGCUUUGGAAUACUUUGCCGUUGCUGCAAUUGUGAGGUCAGCCCCUCAAUGUUCGAAGCUCAUGCAGGUUGGGCUACUCGCAAAAAACCCUAUGCAUAUAUUUACACAUCAAAUGGUGUGUCACUCCAUGAAUUGGCAAUUUCUCUCUCAAAAAGUCGGAAUUAUUCUUCCCGGGACAAUGAUGACCUAUGCAUCAUUUGCGCAGAUGGUGGGAAUCUUUUGCUUUGUGAUGGAUGCCCAAGGGCCUUCCAUAAAGGAUGUGCUUCUAUACCAACUGUUCCUAGUGGUGAUUGGUAUUGCCAGUAUUGCCAGAAUACAUUUGAAAGGGAAAAGUUAGUUGAGCAUAAUGUGAAUGCUUCUGCAGCUGGAAGGGAUUCAGGAAUCGAUUCUAUAGAACAGAUAACCAAGAGAUGCUUUCGUAUUGUCAAAAACAUAGAAGCUGAACUUACUGGAUGUGCAUUAUGCAGAGGUUAUGAUUUUAUGAGAUCUGGUUUUGGUCCACGCACAAUUAUACUUUGUGAUCAGUGUGAGAAAGAAUUUCAUGUUGGUUGUUUAAGGAGUCAUAAGAUGACAAAUCUGAAGGAAUUGCCAAAAGGCAACUGGUUUUGUUGUAUGGAUUGCAGUAGGAUCCAUUCUACUUUGCAGAAGUUGCUCAUUCGUGGGGCUGAGAAACUCCCAGACUCUCUUUUGAAUGAUAUAAAGAAGAAGCAUGAGGAAAGAGGUUUAAACAUCAGUAACAAUAUUGAUGUGAGAUGGACACUUCUUAGUGGAAAAAUUGCUUCUCCUGAAAAUAAGCUUUUACUCUCACGGGCUCUUUCUAUUUUUCAAGAAUGUUUUGAUCCUAUAGUUGAUUCAACAAUUGGACGUGAUCUUAUUCCUUUGAUGGUUUAUGGUAAGAACUCAAAGGGCCAAGAUUAUGGAGGAAUGUACUGUGCAGUGUUAACAAUCAACUCAAGUAUUGUAUCAGCGGGUAUACUACGAGUUUUUGGGGAAGAAGUUGCUGAACUUCCCUUGGUUGCAACGAGGAAUGGUGAACAUGGCAAGGGCUACUUUCAACUGCUGUUCUCCUGCAUCGAGAAGUUGUUGGCCUUUUUAAAUGUGCAGAAUCUUGUGCUUCCAGCUGCGGAAGAGGCAGAAUCAAUAUGGACAGAAAAAUUUGGUUUUCAGAAGAUAAAACCGGAGCAGCUUAACAAGUAUAGAAAAAGCUGCUGCCAGAUGGUGAGAUUUGAAGGGACAUCUAUGCUACAGAAAGUGGUUCCUACCUGUAGAAUUGUUAAUCAACGUACAAGUCCUUAGGGUAUUGUAAAAAGGAGUAAUGGGGAGCUACUCUUAGUACGAGGGACAAGACGCCUAAUCUUUUAGUUUCUACAGUUUUUUUAAUCUUAUUUUUUAAUUAUUUUUAAAUUUAUGUAUAGACCAGAUAUUGAAGGAAGUAUAUACAUGUCCAGUCCUCGACUUAUUUAGCGUUCUAGAUGAAGCAAUGCAAGCUAUUUGUGUUUA